GUAUCUGUGGCUGUUCUGUCUGUAGUUUACGAACGAACGACGAGGCGCGCAUGUCUUGUUCUUUCGUUCCAUUUUCGUGUAUUCACAAUUUUGCAAUAAAUAAUGGCCUCAAAUGUAGAUUCAAAGCACACCGAAUUAAACGGUGAGUUACAAUCGUGUCCGUGCAAAAAGUACAAAAUGGGAAAUAAUAAAGUGACUGUUGUUUUGGGUGCUCAAUGGGGUGAUGAGGGUAAAGGAAAAGUUGUGGAUUUACUUGCUUUGGAUUCAGACAUCGUUUGCCGCUGCCAGGGUGGCAACAAUGCUGGUCACACAGUGGUGGUGGAAGGCAAGGAGUUCGACUUCCAUUUGUUGCCAAGUGGCAUCAUCAACUCCAAAUGCACCUCUGUUAUUGGGAACGGCGUGGUGAUACACCUGCCUGGUCUGUUCGACGAGCUUCGGAAGAAUGAGGAGAAAGGCAUGAAGAGCUGCCAGGAACGGCUCAUCAUCUCAGACCGGGCUCAUCUGGUCCUCGACAUACACCAGCAGGUGGAUGGUCUCCAAGAGGCGGAAAAGGGGAAGAAUUCCCUGGGUACGACGAAAAAGGGCAUCGGGCCGACCUACUCGUCCAAGGCCAGUAGAAACGGCAUCAGAAUCGGGGAUCUGCUCGGGGAUUUCCAGUUAUUUGAAGAAAAGUUCAGAACUCUAGCGGAGAGCUACAAGAGAAUGUUUCCGUCCCUCGAAGUGGACGUGGAAAGUGAACUGAAGAGGUACAAGAAUUACGCCGACCAAGUACGCCCGUUAGUACGGGAUACAGUGUCGUAUUUACACAAGGAGAUUGCGAGUGGGAAGCGAGUGUUAGUCGAGGGGGCCAAUGCUGCUAUGUUGGAUAUUGAUUUUGGCACAUACCCGUACGUGACUUCGUCGAACUGCAGCAUUGGCGGCGUGUGCACCGGCCUGGGCCUGCCGCCCAGCGUGAUCGGCGACGUCCUCGGCGUGGUCAAAGCUUACACCACGCGAGUGGGCGACGGGCCUUUCCCCACGGAGCUACAUGAUGAAACCGGUCGCAUGUUACAAGAGCGUGGUCACGAGGUGGGCGUGACCACGAAGCGUGUGCGGCGCUGCGGCUGGCUGGACCUCGUCGUGGUCAGAUACACGGCCAUGGUCAAUGGAUACACGUCCCUGUGCCUAACAAAACUGGAUAUUCUGGACACGCUCAAGGAAAUCAAGAUCGGUGUGGCUUACAAACUUAACGGGAAUAAAAUCGACUAUUUCCCGUCUUCCAUGACCGAGCUGAGUAACGUUGAGGUGGAAUACGUGACAGUUCCUGGCUGGGCGUGCAGUAUAGAGGACGUGAGGACGAUGGACAAAUUGCCGGUAGCCGCCAGACAGUACGUCAAGGCGAUAGAAGACUUCCUACAGAUACCCGUAAAAUACAUCGGCGUGGGUCAGGGGCGAGAGUCCAUCAUCAACGCGGAUUAACAUUGGCAGUUAUUUACCUUUUUAUGCUAACGGCAUUAAAUUGACCUCUCAUAUUAUGCCACACAAUAUUGGGAACAUAUCCCCUUCGUUUCGUUUAUACCACGGGAAUAAUACUUUUACCGGGAAGAAUAUUACAAUUUGUCUUUCUUUGCGUAUAAGUAAGAAUGCAUAAUGUAUCUUUUGUUGAAGUUGGUCGAAUAUUGUGUGUGGGAUAAUAUGAGAUGGUACAUUUUGAAGGCAUGUACUGAAUUGCAUGGACACUUAAAAAACACAACGCUUUUGAAAUAAAUUAGGCAGUUUUUCAAAAAGAUUUUGAAACCUAUAAAUAAAUAGCUUUUCUAUGAUAUGUAAAGGCAAUUUUGUGCGAGGAUGAAGAUAUAGCUUUUAUAUGAAUACUUUUGCGUAGUCGCACACUCAUGACAUUAAUUGUUUUAUCACUCUCAUUCUAACUAUAGCCCGUUUAAGCGAUCAGUACAUGCUUACAAAAAUUGGUGUCUAAUUACUAAUAGUAGAAUUUGUUAGACCAAUAGUUUGGGAGGUAAUGACCGACUGUAUUUGGAAGGAUAAUAAUGUGAAUGUCAAUAAUUAAAAGAAUUGACACAUUUAGUGCACCUCAAAAUGUUAUAAAACUGUAAAACCAUUAUUUGAUUUUACAGAACAAACAGUUUAACACAACAUUAAUUUUUAUUCAUAAAUUUAUAUUGAGUUGUUUUAUGUACUUAAUGCAAAACAGCACGUUGAGCACUUUUGAAUUUGAAAGGGUUUGGUAAUAAAAUUAAAACCCAUUCUAAUUUAGUUAUUCCAACAUUUCAGAGUGUGCGAACAGAAUAUGUGCUGAAUUUAACUAAGCACGUGUAUUUAGGUUUACAUUAUUUCGUAGAAUUUUAACGCCAAUCACCGAUAAAACGAUUUUUACAUUGGAAUGGAAUUUAAAUAAAUAAACUGGGAGAUUUAAAGGCAAGAGUGAAUAGACAAUAUGAGUUGUUUUGUAUAUACAACUAAAGCUUUGUUAUUGAUUGCUUUCCAAUAGACCUAUUUUAAAUUUUAGAACUUCUUGGUCCACUAUCAAAAGUUGAGUAAAAGCAAUACUAUCAAGGACAAAGUCACUAUCGAUAGUCAAAUUAUCGAUACUUCGGCUACGCUAGGCUCCGAUCUUCAGAAGUAUGUCGUAACUUAUGGUUCCUUUUUGUAAUGAUAUAAGUAAUUACACCGAUAGAGGUCAAACGCACGCAAAAAUCACAUAUUGAAAAUAUUAAUUUUCUACCUCCAUAGUGUUUUUCAACGAAGUCAUGGAAUUGGUAAAGGGGAAUUAUGAAUGGUCUAAUUUGGGUUUUACAUUAAUUUAUUCAACAUUUGGUGCUUGUUUUCACUUGGUGUGAUCCUCCAAUGACGUCAGCAAUAAAAUGUUACUUAAUUACACUGUUAAUAGCAUAAUUAAUAUGAAAUAAUCGAAGUAUUAUGUGGGUACUGUUUUAGCCUGAUGUAAUAUUAUAACCAAUUUUAUAGCUAAAAUUUUAAGAUAAUGAAUUAUGCAUUUUUGGUCGCAAGUUUUCUUUUUGCUAUUAUUGUUUUUUAAUUGGUGCUGCCAGUGUCAAUUUUGAUCAUUUUUAACCGGAAAAAAAAAUAUUAAUAUUUCUUAUUUCAAUAGCACAAAUAAUUAUAGUUUAAAACGAUUUUUUAACCACCUAAUAAAAGUUUGAAUCGUUUUUAGAACUAACCUUAAUUUUCUAAAAGCUGUUAUGUGACAAAAAGGGUUUGUAAUCAUAAUUUUUUUUUAAUUUCGAAUAGGUUUAGGCGAAUGUCUCAUUCCAAAGAUCUUUUGAAAAUCUUUAGUACUUACAUUUUAGUGAUCAUAUUCGCUUAACUUUCCUGUGAGGUGUGUUUUAUGUGAUAUCUAUGUUAUAUUAAUGUAAAUAUUUCAUUACAGUUAUUAUAUGCCAAUAAAAUGGUUUAUUCUUUUA
Amyelois transitella is the source of this 3419-nucleotide messenger RNA. RefSeq names its product adenylosuccinate synthetase (gene Adss). The transcript has 10 exons. Gene Ontology annotation, biological process: 'de novo' AMP biosynthetic process; IMP metabolic process. The record is from RefSeq and is a predicted model, not a curated record. The coding region runs from base 103 to 1458 and encodes 451 amino acids. Gene Ontology annotation, molecular function: GTP binding; adenylosuccinate synthase activity. NCBI's taxonomy places the organism in Eukaryota, Metazoa, Arthropoda, Insecta, Lepidoptera, Pyralidae. Gene Ontology annotation, cellular component: cytoplasm.